AUGUUAAUAAGAACCUUGGAAGCUCCACUCUCCGACGUCGGCCAAAUUAUUUUUUUGGUGCGCCAAGACAUUGGAGUCAUAUCACCAACGAUCGCUGAACUCUUGGAUUCUAGGACAUCUGCAAAUAUGACUUCGGUGAUUAAAAUUCCUUGCUCCUCCGCCAACAUUGGCCCCGGAUUCGAUGUGAUCGGCCUGGCACUAUCCCUCCACCUGGAGGUCCACGUCACCGUCGAGAACAAGCCCUCAUCCCAACUCCCCUUCAACUGUGCCAUCACCUAUGAGGACCAAAGCAAGAGUGUCGAGAAGAUCAGUCUCGACCCAGAAGUCAAUCUGAUUACCCGUGUAGCCUUGUAUCUUCUCAGAUGCCACGACCAGCGCGCAUUCCCCGUCGAGACCAAUGUGCACAUUAUCAACCCCAUCCCAUUAGGGCGGGGUCUAGGCUCUUCCGGUACCGCUGUCGUCGCGGGUGUGAUGCUUGGUAACGAGGUUGGCAAGUUGGGAUUGAGCAAGGAGCGCUUGCUUGAUUACUGCUUGAUGAUUGAGCGCCACCCCGAUAACGUGGCUGCUUCCCUCUUCGGUGGAUUUGUCGGUACCUAUCUCAAUGAGCUUAAGCCCGAAGAUGUGGCUCGCAAGGAGAUCCCACUCAGUGAGGUCUUGCCUGCCCCCGCCGGUGGUGUUGAUACCGGCAUCAGGCCCCCCGAGCCCCCCAUGGCCAUUGGCCAUUACCGAAAGUUCAACUGGGCCCCGGAGAUCAAGGCCAUUGCUAUCAUUCCUGACUUCGUGGUCCCUACUGCCAAUGCCCGCAACGUCCUCCCAGAGUCCUACUCAAGGGCGGAUGUGGUCUUCAACCUCCAGCGCGCGGCUCUCCUUCCCGCAGCUCUGGGAAGCUCCCCUCCAGAUCCCGAGAUGAUCUUCCUUGCCAUGCAAGACAAGGUGCACCAACCGUACCGCAAGACCCUGAUCCCUGGUCUGACUGAAAUUCUCCAAUUCAUGACCCCCGCCACGCAACCGGGUCUUCUGGGAAUUUGCCUUUCCGGCGCUGGACCUACUAUCCUGGCUUUGGCAACGGAGCGCUUCGAUGAAAUUGCUGACCGCAUCAUCUCUCAGUUCGCUUCAAACAACAUUUCCUGCCAAUGGAAACUGCUUGAGCCCGCUCAGGACGGCGCUACUGUGACUUACAACUAA
Molecule: messenger RNA, 1185 nt
Organism: Penicillium salamii
Lineage: Eukaryota; Fungi; Ascomycota; Eurotiomycetes; Eurotiales; Aspergillaceae
Source: the annotation of a GenBank genome assembly